Messenger RNA from Mauremys mutica (yellowpond turtle), 2649 nucleotides. RefSeq names its product glutamic--pyruvic transaminase (gene GPT). Gene Ontology annotation, biological process: biosynthetic process. The transcript is spliced from 12 exons. The coding region runs from base 163 to 1623 and encodes 486 amino acids. Gene Ontology annotation, molecular function: L-alanine:2-oxoglutarate transaminase activity; pyridoxal phosphate binding. Lineage: Eukaryota; Metazoa; Chordata; Testudines; Geoemydidae. The record is from RefSeq and is a predicted model, not a curated record.
AGGCAGCUGCUCCCGGAAAGGUCACGCAGCUGCUCCGGCUCCACGCAAAGCCAGGCGACGCCCUCCCAGCCGCCCGCCCGCAGCUCUGCCACAGGCUUCGGGGAGCGUGCGCUGGGAGGGAGCCCCGGGAGCCGAGGAGAGUGCCAGCCAGCGAGAGCCAGGAUGGCGGAGAACGGGCUGCGGGAGAAGGUGCUGAGCCUGGACUCCAUGAACCCCUGGAUCAAGCGGCUGGAGUACGCGGUGCGGGGCCCCGUCCUGGCCCGCGCGGUGGAGCUGGAGGAGGAGCUGAGGCAGGGUGUGCAGAAGCCUUUCACAGAGGUGAUUAAAGCCAACAUCGGCGAUGCCCACGCCAUGGGCCAGCGCCCCAUCACCUUCCUGCGCCAGGUCAGUGCCUUGUGCCUGUACCCCGAGCUGCUGAGCGAACCCCUCUUCCCCGACGAUGCCAAGCAGCGAGCACGCAGACUGCUGGCAGCGUGCGGAGGGCAGAGCGUCGGUGCCUACACUGCCAGCCCCGGCAUCGAGAUCAUCCGCCAGGAUGUGGCCCGGUACAUCGAGAGGCGGGACGGGGGCAUCCCCGCCAACCCGGACAACAUCUACCUGUCUACGGGUGCCAGUGACGCCGUCAUGACCAUGCUGAAGCUGCUGGUGUCGGGGGAGGGCCGGUCGCGGACGGGCGUGAUGAUCCCCAUCCCCCAGUACCCGCUCUACUCGGCUGGCAUCGCUGAGCUGAACGCCGUGCAGGUCAACUACUACCUGGACGAGGAGCACUGCUGGGCGCUGGACGUCGGCGAGCUGCGGCGGGCGCUGCGCCAGGCCCGCGGGCACUGCCAGCCCCGCGUGCUCUGCAUCAUCAACCCUGGGAACCCCACCGGCCAGGUCCAGAGCCGGAAAUGCAUGGAGGACGUCAUCCAGUUUGCGUGGGAGGAGCAGCUCUUCCUGAUGGCCGACGAGGUCUAUCAGGACAACGUCUACGCCGAGGGCUCCGAGUUCCACUCCUUCAAGAAGGUCCUUUUCGAGAUGGGCCCCACGUACUCGAGCGUGGUGGAGCUGGUAUCCUUCCACUCCAUCUCCAAGGGCUUCAUGGGAGAGUGCGGGCUCCGUGGGGGGUACAUGGAGGUGGUGAACCUGGAUCCGGCGGUGCAGCAGCAGCUCUCCAAGCUGGUGUCGGUGCGGCUGUGCCCACCUGUGCCCGGCCAGGUGCUGCUGGACGUCGUCAUGAACCCACCAAAGCCUGGCGAGCCCUCGUACCAGAGCUUCAUCCGGGAGAAGCAGGCAGUGCUGAGCGACCUGGCCCGCAAAGCGCAGCUGACCCAGGAGAUCUUCAGCCAGGUGCCCGGGAUCCGCUCUAACCCCGUGCAGGGCGCCAUGUACUCCUUCCCCAGGAUCCAGAUCCCCGCCAGGGCCGUGCAGGAGGCCCAGGCGCGGGGCUUUGCCCCCGACAUGUUCUUCUGCCUCCAGCUGCUGGAGGAGACGGGCAUCUGCGUGGUGCCAGGGAGCGGCUUUGGGCAGCGAGAGGGCACCUAUCACUUCAGAAUGACCAUCCUGCCGCACGUGGAGAAGCUCCGGAUCGUGCUGAAGAAACUCAGCCAGUUCUAUGCCAAGUUCACCCAGGAAUAUUCCUAAUGUGCUGCCCGGGACAUCCACCAGCUCUGCCCUGCCUGCCCGUCCAGCGCCUGCCGGGGGCUGGGGCCACUUCUCGCUCUGGCAGUGGGACUGGCAGGUGUCCAUGCCCCCGACUGGGAACCCACCUGUGCCAGCCCAGCUGCCCUGCUCGCCAGGUGCUCCUGAGGGGUGCCAGGCGCUCGGGGGCUGUGCCUUGUCCCCGACACUCCAUCACCCCCCCCCCCGGCCUUUGGGGGUGGGGCAGCUGGGGCACGGGCUGCACCAGCACCAGGCAGCUGUGUGCCAGCGAGCUCGCAGCCCCUGCCCCCCCUGCGGCCCAGCUGGCUGAAUUCCACUAGCCCCGUGCGGCCUGCUGGGCACCGCUGGAUGAGGUGGGCCCUGCGGGUGGGUUCCAGCAGCACCCUUUGUGCCAUCUGUGCUGGGCUCCCCCGUCCUCCGUCUCACGCCCGUUCCCCGGGCCAGGGCAGGGGGCACCACGCUCUGUCUGCCAGAGCCUGGCCAGGCCGGGACUCCGGCUCCCCGGCCCAGGCUGUAUCACCAGCCCUGCCUGGGCCAGCACAGCCCCUGCCCCCCCCAUCAAUGCCAAACUCCAGGUGCCCACCCGCUCCCCCUCACCCACUGUCCUGAAGUGCCUCGUUCCCCCGCCUCCUCUACUGGCCCUGUGCCCUGCAAGGGGGCAGCCCAGCGGCUCUGUCUGCCCCCUAGGCCAGGCCAGCAGGGCUCCCUGCGCCACCCCCUUCCCCGGGGCAGGACAGAGCCACCCAGGGGCCCAGGCUGGGCACACGGGGCCUGCCCAGGUGGAGAGCUGCCCGCGGGUGGCAUGGAAGCUGCAGCCCAUGGAGGGACGUGCCAGUGUCACUGAUUGAGCCUGUGGGGCUUUGCUGUGCCCACCCCUCACGCCUGUGUCCUGGGCAGAGACGUGGCCGGGGGCGGGUGCAUGAGGCUGGGUGAUGGUCAGCUGGAGACGGGGCUUCACGGGGGCCCGGCCUGGACCCCCCAGAGCAGCAAUAAACAGUUAAUGACGGA